Dendronephthya gigantea is the source of this 1691-nucleotide messenger RNA. Its product is annotated as leucine-rich repeat-containing protein 58-like. Lineage: Eukaryota; Metazoa; Cnidaria; Anthozoa; Malacalcyonacea; Nephtheidae. The transcript is spliced from 2 exons. Bases 90 to 1157 code for a protein of 355 amino acids. Gene Ontology annotation, molecular function: protein binding. The record is from RefSeq and is a predicted model, not a curated record.
AUGCAUAUCUAAUUAAGUACCGGUACAAUAAGAAAAUAUAAAUAGAGAAGUAAAAAAAUUAUAUUGAACAUAGACAACGGAGAGCCGAGAUGGACCACCUUAACAGUUCGAAGAAGACGGAGAUUAUUUUAAACUUGUCUUGCCAGGAUGUUCAUGUCUUUCCUACAAACACAAAUUCACAAAUACAGCCGUACAUGUGUACUCAUCUGGACCUAAGUGGAAAUCAUCUAAAACACGUAUCAGACGACGAAAUAUGGCAUUUUCUCAACUUGACUACUCUCGAUCUCUCCUCAAAUCAACUAGAAUAUCUUCCGUACGGAUUAUGUAACCUUUCACAACUAAAAGUAUUGCUUGUUAGAAAUAAUGUUCUCCGUGAGUUGCCUCAAUCGGCCCAAUGUAUAACCUCGUUAGAAAUAUUGAAUAUCAGUGGUAAUGAACUGGAUCAGUUUCCAAUGCAAGUACUACAUUUACCACGAUUAAAACAACUUCAUCUUGGGGGGAAUCGAAUUCCUUAUAUACCAAAGGAGAUCAGCCAAAUGACAAGUUUGGAAAAUCUGUAUUGUGGUGGCAAUAAGUUGAGUCAAUUGCCUGUGGAAUUAGGAAAAUUGAAAAGUCUUAAGGUUCUGAAUUUGUGUGAUAACCAUAUCACCAUUUUACCGAAAGAGCUUGCCAAACUCUCCCAACUCGAAUCAUUGAGUUUACAUAACAACAACUUGACUGCACUACCAAUUGCAAUUGUGAAGCUGAAAAAUCUUCAGGCUAUCAGCGUACGUGGGAAUCCUUUAGUUAUUCGGUUUGUCAGAUCUCAAUUUUCCAACUUGCCUAGUUUACAGGAGCUUGCAGGAAAGACAAUAAAAAACAACCGAAUUGAUUACUCUGUGGAAAAUCUUCCUACAUUUUUAGUAAAAUACCUUGACAGUGCAAGGAAGUGUGUCAAUCCAAGGUGUCGUGGUGUUUUCUUUGAUUCUUGCAUUCGCCAUAUAAAGUUUGUAGAUUUUUGUGGUAAAUACAGGCUGCCAUUUGAACAAUUCUUGUGUUCUCCUCAUGAUAAUGAACAUUGGGAAGAUUUGGCAAGUGGUAGCAGUACUUGCAGCAGCAGUGAUGAUGAUGAUUCAAGUGUUGAACCAUCUUGGAUGAAGAAAAUUCUAUUGGGUUAAUAAAAUAUAACUGCUGUUUUAUGUAAUUUUUCAGUUAUUAUAACUGUAAAAAAUCACCCCCAAAAGACCCAAAGAUAUAGAAUAUUCUCUACUCCUUGAUUGAAUGUAAUACCUGAAAUUGGUUGGUAGCAAUGAACAAAGCAUUUCCAACAUAUGUCUUGAUGUACUAAUUGAAUGACAGCUAGGAUAUAUAUAAAAUAAUCUCAGCCAUGGAAUUUCAUCCUCGCCUUGGUUUGUAAAUGGCUUAUGUAAUUCUAGCCUCUUUUUUAUAAGAACCAGUUUAAUAAGAACAUUGAGCCUGAAUUUUUAAAAAAUAGUUCAAAAUAAGAAAAAUUGGACUGGAAGGGUAAUGAUACACCUAAUCUUGCAUGAAUUGUUGUUUAGGUAAAGUUUAUCUGAAAGGCAAGUAAUAUACCCGCCCCAGACUUAGAGAAGUACGUACAAUACUGAAUUCGAGGCAUCACACAAUAAAUUUUUAGCGUUAGCGAAUCAAAUUGCUCAUUUUAUUAGCAUAUUAGGCAUAUUGGAAGGUAA